Molecule: messenger RNA, 3680 nt
Organism: Solea senegalensis (Senegalese sole)
Lineage: Eukaryota; Metazoa; Chordata; Actinopteri; Pleuronectiformes; Soleidae
Gene: znf280d
Product: zinc finger protein 280D
Exons: 18
Coding region: 244-3012 (922 amino acids)
Biological process (GO): regulation of DNA-templated transcription
Molecular function (GO): RNA polymerase II cis-regulatory region sequence-specific DNA binding; DNA-binding transcription factor activity, RNA polymerase II-specific
Source: RefSeq, a predicted model, not a curated record
CACAAUCUCAUUUUCUCUCCUUGUGUUUGUGCAAAAUCGUGCUCGCAGCCUGAAUUCUGUCCUGGAGACUUGUCCAAAGUGAGUUGACCUGGAUGCGGCUCUGGCUGUCUGUCUGUCUGUGUGUAUGUGUGUGUGUGGGGUACAGACAGACAGACAGCAGGAACUAAGUCUCUGAGCCUGUGAAUCCCAGUCUUUGUCCCCGCGUCCACCCGCGUCCACCCGCGUCCUCCUCUCAGCGCCACAAUGUCUGAACUGUUUAUGGAGUGUGUGGAGGAGGAGCUGGAGCCGUGGCAGAAACGAGCCCCUGAAGUUCACUUGAUAGAGGAUGAUGACGACGACGACGAUGAUGAUGAUGAACCCAUCUUCGUUGGAGUCCUCUCAAACAACCAGAAGAGUAGUGAGCCUAAACCUCCACCUCCGCAGGCAAACACUACAGCAACACAGGAAAUAAAGCAGCCUGUUCCUCAGCCAGCCAUCAGCUCCCCACCAAUGAUGCUGCCCCUGAAUAUCGCUCGAAAUGCAGUGACUACCGUCGCACCCACUCUGACAACAGUGACUCCACAACCCGUCAUUGUCAAUAACCAGGGAUUUAUUGUCGCGUCUCCACAAUUGGCAAACAGUGGUGGUCUUAUUGCCUCCCUUGGUAGACAGUAUCCCCCUGGAACUUCGUUCACCAUCGUACCAGCUGGUCAACAGCAGGUUUUUCAGCAGCUCAGUACAGGCACUGUGAUACCUGGUGCUGUCCACAGGCCUCAGGUCCAACAAAUCAGCAACAACAUUGUGACGUUGUCAAACGUCCAGAACCCAACUGUGUAUACAACUCAAGCUACUCACCUGCAACCCAACCAAACAGUCGCCCUCACGCUCCAGACCAACUCUGAGCCUGUACAGGCUAAUUCCACCAACAAAGGCAAGCGAGUUUUGCCACCACAGCAAACGGACACCGUGGAAAAAAGAGCAAAGCUAGAUCUCGGGCCACCUGAACAAAUUUCAAAAGGGGAAAACGGAGUUGUGAAGAAGAAGUGUCCUAAGUGUCAAGAAGAGUUCCUUACACCAGGAGCGCUGACAUUUCACAUGAUGGGUUGCUGCACAAAUCUUCAAAGUAAGGCUGCGUCAGCGCAGACCAGUGCAAACAAGUUCAUUAUGCUGGUCUCUGAUUUCUACUACGGCCAGUGUGAGGGCGAGAGUAGAAAGCAGGAGAUGCAGAAGACCAACAUGACAUUCAAGUGCCAGAGCUGUUUGAAAGUUCUCAAGAACAAUAUCAGGUUCAUGAACCACAUGAAACAUCACCUGGAGCUGGAGAAGCAGAACAGUGAGAGCUGGGAGAGCCACACGACCUGCCAGCACUGUUACAGACAGUACAUGACUCCGUUUCAGCUGCAGUGCCACAUCGAGAGUGCUCACAGCCCCAUCGAAUCCACAACCAAUUGUAAGAUAUGUGAGCUGGCGUUUGAGACGGAGCAAGUGCUGCUGGAGCACAUGAAGGACAACCACAAGCCCGGGGAAAUGCCUUACGUCUGUCAGGUUUGCAAUUACCGGUCCUCUUUCUUCUCCGAUGUGGAGACACAUUUCCGAAAUGUCCAUGACAACACAAAAGACCUGCUCUGUCCUUUCUGUCUCAAAGUUCUUAGAAGUAGUCAUAUGUACAUGCAACACUACAUGAAACAUCAGAGAAAAGGAAUCCUCCGCUGUGGGAAAUGCAGACUGAACUUCCUCACCCAGAAGGAGAGGUUGGAGCACAAGACUCAAGUCCACAAGACCUUCAGGAAACCCAAAGCUCUGGAGGGUCUUCCUCCGGGUACAAAGGUGACUAUCCGAGCCUCCCUCACAGGAAAGACGCCUGCCACGCCCGUCUCAUCGGAACACUGUGGUGUCACCGUCACCCCGGAAAAACAAAGCAAAGCUGCGCUCGGUGUGUCCAAGUCUAAGCUGAGCAUCUCUGCAGCUGCUAAAGGAAAGAUGUCUCGCAGCAAGAAGAAAGAAGUGCAGAAUUCCAAACACAACGUGUCCCUCGACAAUCUCAGCGCCGGUGGAAGAAGUUACACAUGCAUCGAGUGUAAUUCACGGGUCGACCAUUUCUUCUCUCACUUCCCAAUGCUGUCGAGUUGUGGUGCGUGCAAGUAUCAGACCAGCUGCAAAGUCUCCAUCGGAAAUCACAUGAUUAAGUUUCAUAGCACGGCCAAAAACAGACUUCUGAAGAAGGAUCCGAGGAAGAGUUUGUCGACGCUAAAAUUAACUCUGGUCUGUCUCAACUGUGACCUCCUGGUGGACGCGUCAGGCGGUGACCUGAUGACCAAACACUUAACUGAUCGACCGAAUCACAUAUGCAAAAUCAUUCAGGAGAAAACAGAUAUCAAGACCAAAGAUCAAGCACUCACCGUGGCACAGCCUGCAAGUAUCCUGUACCUCAUGACAUCAGCUGCUGCUCACAGACCACAGGACGUCACAUCUGGACGUUUGUCUGGUGAUGACGUCACAUCUGGAAGUGAUGAUGGCGUCACAUCUGGACGUUUGUCUGGUGAUGACGUCACAUCUGGACGUGAUGAUGGCGUCACAUCUGGACGUUUGUCUGGUGAUGACGUCACAUCUGGACGUUUGUCUGGUGAUGACGUCACAUCUGGACGUGAUGAUGGCGUCACAUCUGGACGUUUGUCUGGUGAUGACGUCACAUCUGGACGUGCUGAUGGCGUCACAUCUGGACAUUUGUCUGAUGAUGACGUCACAUCUGGACGUGAUGAUGGCGUCACAUCUGGACGUGAUGAUGACGUCACAUCUGGACAUUUGUCUGAUGCCUGCAUUGAUCAGUCAGAGCCAGAGUUGAUGUUAGAAGCCGGAGAUCAGGGUUCCUCUGAAGAUUUGAUGAGAGGAGAAAUCCAGCUGUUGUCGCUGCCUGCUGUGUCGUCUUCCUGUCCACCAGAUGGCGCUGUAGAGCUGUGUGAUGGAGCAGUAAGUGACUCGGAGAGUCCAGAUGUUGGAGAGCAGUUCCCUGAGCAUGAGACUAAAUCUGAAUAAAAUCUGUGCAUCAAACACCAGGACCACGGUCUUAACUCAAAAAAGUCAGAUUAAAAAGAAGCGGUUAAUGGUCCACACUUCAUGUCGUCAUUUCUUCUCGAAGUCUUUAUUUAGGUACACGGCAGCAUAUUGUACUUAUUUAACGUCCGUUAAAGAGAAUCUUUUUGUAACAUUUAGUUGGUUUCUCUCUCUCUCUCUCUCUCUCUUGUGUUGAAUUUGAGCUGUGAUUUCCUGUAACUACUGGUGUUUGUGUCGACCUGCACUGAUGAACAGGUGCAGUGAGGAUUCAUCAGUGACCACAGAAUGUAGCUUUAAAGCGUUAAAGAAAACACGAGCACAUGUACAGCAGAUAGCGACGUCCUUUAGAAAAGUCACUUUAGUCAAACACAUGAGCCUUGAUGUUCACAGAUGACCUUUGUUACAGAAAGUGAUUCAUAAAACAUAAAAUGAUGUUUGUUUACUUUGUUUGGCUCAAAAUCUAAAGUUAUUCUUUUUAAGCAGAUGUGCAAAUACGUCCUCGUCUGUGAUGACACUGUAAAUGUAACCCAAGUCUUUCAGUACAUGCCUCUAUCUCUAAAUAUGUUUUCAUCAGAUCUAUAAACUGAUGGCUUUGGAUCAGUGGGUUUUUUCUCUUGUUUGUAAUGUAAAUAAAUCUUAAUUCAGUCGUU